AUGCUCUCAGCUGUGGUCCUCGCUUCUGCCCUUCUCUGCUCUGUGGCUGGCCAGGGGUGUUCGACCUUCUUCGGGAUCAAGGACGUCAAGCACCUCAUUGACAACCUGCAGAAAGAUCCACUGUCAAAAUGCAGCUGUAGCGGCAAUGGGACCGAUUGUUUGUGUCUGCCCAUUCCUUCUGAAAACUGCACCACACCGUGCUUCCAGGAGGGUCUGGCCCAGAUGAGCAACACCACAGUGAGAACAAGUUUCUCCCUGGUUUUCAACCGGGUGAAGAAAACGGUGGGAGCCCUGAAGAGCCACAAAUGCCCGUAUUUUUCCUGUGACCUUCCGUGCAACCAGACCACUACAGGCAACACGCUGACGUUUCUGACCAGUCUCCUGGAGGUUUUCCAGAAAGAAAGGAUGAGAGACACAGUAUGA
Molecule: messenger RNA, 423 nt
Organism: Pteronotus mesoamericanus
Lineage: Eukaryota; Metazoa; Chordata; Mammalia; Chiroptera; Mormoopidae
Gene: IL9
Product: interleukin 9
Exons: 5
Coding region: 1-423 (140 amino acids)
Molecular function (GO): cytokine activity; interleukin-9 receptor binding
Source: RefSeq, a predicted model, not a curated record